AUGGGAGGAGAAAGUUGUUCUAAAGUAAAGGCAAAAGGUGCGUAUGUCACAGGACUAAUUAAAAUUAAAGAAGUUAUUGAUUUAUUUGUAUACGUGGGAGAAAAAGGUAAAAUAAACAGUAAUUCAUUUAAUGGUAUUCCCCAACAAGUCCUAAUCUCAGGUGGUGGGGCCACCGAUAUUAGGCUUAUAAAUAACACUACAUGGUAUGAUUUCAAUUCUUUGAAGAGUCGAAUCAUGGUUGCCGCUGGAGCAGGAUCGGGAGAAAGACUUUGUGGUGGGGAUGAAGGAAGAUUAGUUGGAUUGUCAACGGAUCAGAAGUUUACAGAUUCUGGUAAAACUCAAAAAAACGGAACUAGUGGAGGAACACAGCAAUCUGGUGGCUUAUAUGGGUGUGAUGUUGUAUAUCAAUCUUGCGGCGCCUCAGGAAAAUUUGGAAUUGGUGGAUCUGGAUACGCAGCAAAAGAUUCUGGCCCAAGUGGGGGAGGAGGAUACUAUGGAGGCGGUGGGAUAUCAUGGGCAGGAAGCGCAAGUGGAGGAUCUAGUUUUAUAAGUGGUUAUCAAGAUUGUGAUGCAAUUUUCGAAAAUUCUACUGAAAAUCAAAUAUAUCACAGCGGAAAACCAUUCCAUUACUCAGGUAUGUACUUCACCGAUGGUAGAAUGAUUGAUGGUCAACAUGAGAUGCCCUCAACGGAUCUUAUGUCAACUGAAAUUGGUCAUGAAGGGAAUGGGUAUGCCAUAAUCACUUGUAUUGCUUGUAAUGCUAUUUAUUCAUGUCAAAUGAAUAUUUAUCUCAUGAAAUAUUUUUUAAUUACUAAUUAUUUCAUUAUUUUAUCAUAA
This is a messenger RNA of Trichomonas vaginalis G3, 837 nucleotides long. Its product is annotated as glycine-rich protein family. Lineage: Eukaryota; Parabasalia; Trichomonadida; Trichomonadidae. The coding region runs from base 1 to 837 and encodes 278 amino acids. The record is from RefSeq and is a predicted model, not a curated record. The transcript has a single exon.